AAGCAUCUCCACGACCUAACCGAGAAUUCUCCCCUUCUGGAUAAGAACUUUCGGAUGUUAAUAUCCUCGUACUCGUGGGCAGAUAGUACAACGCCCGGUACUCGGUAUCCGGCCAAAGAAUUUGUCGGGUGAUUUUGAAAAUUGGCGCCCCCUCGAGCUCUCGAACUCAGAGCGGCUGGCGAGCGGCCGAGGACGAGGGUCGAGAGAGUCGCUCGAUAGUCUCGAAGCGCCUGGCGGGAGAGAGAAGAUGCGCGCGCGCACAUUCUCCCGUUUCCCAGUCUCGUUGAGCUUCUCGUGUUGGUCGGACCGUGGCGGGGAGGUGGUAAGAAGUGCUGCCGUAGUAGGGAUGAGAGAGAGAGUGCCAAGAGUGGAACCUGAGGACGUGGAAGCGCCGUUAGGCCAGACGAAACUCGGAGGAAGGAAGCAGAAGAGGAAAGACUGGGGAAACUGCUGCUGACGGACGCGCACCACACGGCUCACCUCCGUAUCGCUGACGAAUCACACUCGACUAUCGAUGGCUUGCCGAUAAAGGUCAAAGGCUGCCGUGUGCCAGAUUAGAGCUCAAAGCCACCAGCCAGCGACAAUGAACUUCACGCCGUUCCCGGGAUUUACCACGGGCUCGCUGCCGACGGGCACCGUUCACCAAUUCGCCACGGCCAAAUUCGCCCAGAACCUGACGACCGGCGGCCAGGUCGUAGGCGUCCUCUCGGGCGGCGAGGGCGGCGUUCAUUACCUGAGGCCGGUAGAUCCCAAUGGCUUCACCGUCGCCCAGAGCCCGGGUGGCCAGCAGCAGCAGAUAAUCACCUUGCCGAUCACGGUGCCGGGUAAAGAUGGUACGCAGCAGCAGCAGACGGUCCAGAUACAGGUCGUCAAUCCGAGCGUCUCGCAGAGCGGCGCCAGCGGCGAGCAACCCAAGUACCAUCUCGCGCCCAUCUCGCUCAGCCAAUUCCCCCAGGGUGCGGCGACGGUCCUUACCGUGGCCUAUAGCCAGCAAGGUCCCGACGGACUGCAGAUACAGGUCCAGCCGCAGAACACCGUCGCUACUACACAAACGUCCGAGCAGACGACUCAGAGCACGUCGACCGCGACCACCACCACUCAGCAGACGAUCCAGCAGACGGUCCAGUUGCCGGGGGCGCCGGAAGGCUUGACGGUCGUUGCCCAGAUCCCUCACGACCUUAUACUACGCGAGAGCAUCGAGGACACGAAGGAGACCGAGGUAAAGACGGAGGCUGGUACGACGCCCGUGGCCCUCAUAAAGCGCGGGGGCGUCAAGAGCCAGGCAAACCAGAGCGGUGAGGAGUUCAUCGCGUCGAUGCAGGGUACUUGGCCGAGCAUAACCGCCGGCUCCACCGUCGCCGACUACCUCUCCAGGCUGCCGACGAGUACGCUGCCGCUGUCGCUCCAGCACUUCCUCAAGUUCUCGGCGGAGACGAUAAAGCGCGAGGCAAUGAUCGAGUCGAGCCCGCUGGGCGCGGACGGCCUCGACGCCUCGGGCAGUGCCGGCUCCGAGGGUCAAACAGUGCAGAUCACGGUGGCCGGUGGCGAGACGGAGAUCAUACCAGACGUCGUGGACGAAACAGGCGGCGAGCCCGGCGUCAAGCCCAAGCGCAAGAAGAAGUAUAAGAAGAAGCCUCCCAAGCCCAAGAAACCCAAGCCCGGACAGAUGAGCUACGUCGAAUGUGGCGAAAACUCCAAAAGUAGACGUUUUAAGGUAAGCAUCGUCACGGCCUUGGAUGGCACGAAGCCCCAGUGCAACAUGGCCUACCCGGAGAAAGAACUGCUCGAGCAGCACUUGAUCGGCCACAAGAUCGAGAGGCGAUUUAUUUGUGACAUAUGCGGCGCUGGAUUGAAACGCAAGGAGCACCUGGAGAGGCAUAAGCUUGGUCAUAAUCCUGAUCGGCCCUUUAUAUGCUCCGUCUGUAUGAAGGGUUUCAAGCGGAAAGAGCAUCUGAAUUUGCACUUCGUGAUACAUAGCGGGCAGAAGACGGAGGUGUGCACGGAGUGUGGCAAGGCCUUUUACCGUAAGGACCACUUGAGAAAGCACGCGAGGAGCCACCUGGCCAAGCGGGCCAAGGAAAGCGAUCCCCUCGGCUCGACCGACAACACCCAAGCCCAGCAACAAGCCCAGCAACAGGUCGAGCAACAGCAGCAGCAGCAGCAACAACAGCAGCAGCAGCAGCAGGAACUACAGCAACAGACCAAUGUGCCCGAGGUCCAGCAAAUACAGAUUCAGGUCGGCCAGGGAUCCCAGGCACAAAUUCACCAGAUCUCGGUAAGCGAGCAGUCGACGGUAGUUUUACCAACAGCAGCUGAGACAGGCGCUAUGACGUUGCUCCAUCAUCAACAGCAGCAACAGCAACAGCAACAGCAACAGCAGCAGCAGCAGCAGCAACAGCAGCAGCAGCAGCAGCAGCAGCAACAGCAACAGCAACAUUAGCGACGACGGCAGCGACGAAAAUACUGUCAGUUCCCUUCGACCAGUCUUCUACAAUGACUGUACAACGGCUAUGAACUGAUCGUAUAGUCCAUGAUUUAUUGACCUCUUAUGCGCCUUCUCGAUUCCGGCUCUGUCAUCAUCGUUAAAACCUUGUACCGAGUAUCAUGUAUAAUAUAGGAUUUAUUAUCUCGCUGGAGGUAGCUGCUGACUAGUUGAGCAUGGCAGAACGAUUUUUAUGGCUCUUGGCAGAAAAUUCACUGAUUUAUUUUGAGUGUUAGGGUGACAACAGAUUUCAGUUUGUAAAACGGCUGAACGUUAUCGUUAGUAAUGUUUUAAAAUUAGAAUUGCAAUUUUGAAUUACGAUUGUUUUUUUAAUAAAAUAAUUAAAAAAAAGGGUGCUUCGCGUAUUGAUGUUGAGGCUUGUAUACUUACAGUUUUUAUGUAAGUAUAAAGUACCUAUGUUGCGCAUAGCUGGUGAAUCUGUUAAUUAGCCUGUAUACACAGUAAUAAGCUCGGUAACUCGAAAGAAGUGAAUAAUUUUCUACCAGGAAUGUAUAGUAAGUAAGCAGGGAUAGAUGGCUCUUUGCUAUAACUUCUUAAUGGAGAAUUUUUCUUAGCAUAAUAUCGUAUACGGAUUUUGUUUCUGUAUAAAUUAAAUAUGUAGUGGUGUAUAUAUAACAUAAUAAUACCCUUUUCAUAACUAGUG
This is a messenger RNA of Ceratosolen solmsi marchali, 3146 nucleotides long. Its product is annotated as zinc finger protein 90-like. NCBI's taxonomy places the organism in Eukaryota, Metazoa, Arthropoda, Insecta, Hymenoptera, Agaonidae. Gene Ontology annotation, molecular function: RNA polymerase II cis-regulatory region sequence-specific DNA binding; DNA-binding transcription factor activity, RNA polymerase II-specific. The record is from RefSeq and is a predicted model, not a curated record. Gene Ontology annotation, cellular component: nucleus. The coding region runs from base 584 to 2440 and encodes 618 amino acids. The transcript is spliced from 9 exons. Gene Ontology annotation, biological process: regulation of transcription by RNA polymerase II.